Messenger RNA from Sesamum indicum (sesame), 1485 nucleotides. RefSeq names its product EXORDIUM like 5 (gene EXL5). Lineage: Eukaryota; Viridiplantae; Streptophyta; Magnoliopsida; Lamiales; Pedaliaceae. The record is from RefSeq and is a predicted model, not a curated record.
CAUAAACAAUGGCAGCUGUCGCCAGUCCAUGAUUCUUCAUUUCCAAUUCCCUCCCAAAGCCAAAAACCUAAUACUAAUAGUACCACACAACAGCACUACCCCACACUCCCACUCCACUCCAUUCCACACCCCUCUCUCUAUCUAUCUAUAACUCUCUCUCUCAGUACCCCCACCUCCCACUCCUCCUCCUCCUCCUCCUCCACCCCUUCAACAUGUUCAUUCAUCUUGUAUUCAUCAUUUUUGCUUCUUUUCUUCUUCUAGCUCACUCUAUCAUUGACUCUAAUCACAAUAAUAAUAAUAAUAAUGCUACAUCAGCUGCUACACUACAGCCUCUCAAACUACGCCCUCUUCCUGAUUAUGCUACUAACUACACAUUUAACCCUCAGCUUCCCCCCAGAUCCCUCUCCGCCUCCAAGAAAUUCGAGGGCUCAUCGGAGCUAGUCAACCUCCGCUAUCACAUGGGCCCCGUUCUCUCCUCCCCGAUCAACAUCUACCUCAUCUGGUACGGAAAAUGGGCCCCCUCCCAGCAGCUCCUUAUCAAAGACUUCCUCCUCUCCAUAUCCACCUUCAAUCACCGGGCCGCCCCCUCCCCAUCCGUCUCCGAGUGGUGGAAAACCGUCUCCCUCUACACAGAUCAGACCGGCGCCAACAUCUCACGCUCCAUCCUCAUUGCCGGCGAGUACUCGGAUCGUCUCUACUCCCAUGGUUCCCACCUCACCCGCCUCUCCAUCCAGGAAGUCAUUGCUACAGCCGUCAAAUCCAAGCCCUUCCCUGUGGACCACAAGAACGGAAUCUACCUAGUGCUCACCGCAACCGACGUGACCGUACAGGAUUUCUGCCGUGCAGUGUGCGGAUUUCACUACUUCACGUUUGCAUCGAUGGUGGGUUACACAUUGCCGUAUGCCUGGGUGGGGAAUUCAGGGAAACAGUGCCCGGAGGUGUGCGCGUAUCCAUUUGCGGUGCCGGGAUACAUGGGAGGAGGUGGGCCAGGAGCGCUGAGGCCACCGAACGGUGAUGUAGGGGUUGAUGGGAUGAUAAGUGUAAUAGGGCAUGAGCUGGCGGAGCUGUCGUCGAAUCCGCUGGUGAACGCGUGGUACGCGGGAGAAGAUCCGACAGCGCCGACGGAGAUAGGGGAUUUGUGUGAAGGGUUGUAUGGGACGGGGGGUGGAGGAGGGUAUAUAGGGGAGGUGAUGAGGGACGGUGGAGGGAGGACAUACAACUUGAACGGGAGGAGGGGAAGGAAGUUUUUGGUGCAGUGGAUUUGGAGUCCGACGCUCAAAGCCUGUGCAGGUCCCAACGCUCUAGAUUAGACUACAUUAUUAAAUUACCCGCGCCUGUAACUCAAGUCAGCUGCCAGUGUAGUGGUGGUAGUAGUAACUCUACUCUCUCCCAGUUUUUAAUUUUCAUUAUAUUAUAUUGGAAUAUAUUCAUUUCUUGAUUGACGAUAGAAAUAUAACAGAAACGAAAGAAGGUUGCUAGUCUUAA